Populus nigra (black poplar) is the source of this 1717-nucleotide messenger RNA. RefSeq lists its product as uncharacterized. NCBI's taxonomy places the organism in Eukaryota, Viridiplantae, Streptophyta, Magnoliopsida, Malpighiales, Salicaceae. The coding region runs from base 13 to 1500 and encodes 495 amino acids. Gene Ontology annotation, molecular function: mRNA binding. The transcript has 8 exons. Gene Ontology annotation, cellular component: cytoplasm. The record is from RefSeq and is a predicted model, not a curated record.
ACAAAAUGAGAGAUGACAAUCAAAAUCAAUCCGAGCCGUGUGUGCCAUAAGUCUCCAGUGCUUGCUUGCUGCCAUUUGCCUAAAACCCUGCAAAACCCCCAACCUCCAUCUUUCUACCUUCCACCAAUGUCAUCAGCGUCAAGAUUCUUACUCUUUGGCACUUCGCUCUUUCCCCGUACAACUCGUUAUAGCCAUCCCCAUAAAACUCUCUCCCCAUUUUUCUCCUUUAAACCCCUCCCUUCCCUUCAAUUCCACCUCUGCUGCUCUUCCUCCACUGCAGCCACCGUUGCUACAGCCACUACAGAUAACACAGAAACCUUGAACUCCCUUCUACAAGAAAGGAAACAAAAACAACAUCCGUGGCCUGAGUGGGUCAUUUUUGUUGAUAAAUUGAAGGCCAGGGGUUACUUUAUGCAAACUUCUACAAAAGAAGAGGAUGAAGAUACUACUAGUGAGAUUGCUUACACUGACAUGAAUCAAUUAAAGAAUGCUUGCCUUAGCUUUGCUCGUGACAGAUAUGAUAUUUUCAAAUCAUUGUCUAUACCUGAUAUUCAAACAGUUGUGGAGAGUGGAUGUCCUAAUCUGCUUCGAAAAGUUGUUAAUUCAGCUAAAAGAAUGAGAGCUUACGUGCAAAAGGAUGAAGGGGAUGCUUGUGGCACUUGUACUCAUCGGGGUUUUUGUGAUAGAGCGUAUGUGACACUAAAAGGUAAUGACGCAGAAGGUCGUACCGUGGACAUAGUGCGGGUCUUAAUGUUCCAUGCACUAGAUCCAUUUGUUAUUUCAGGAGGACAGAAAUCUCCUGGUAGUGAGCUCAUUGAAACGUCUGCAAGGAAGCUGCUUUCUGAGUUGAUUGAAUUAAGUGAGACACCCCAAGAUCCAGCACUACCAAAGCAUAUUCCCAAAGCCUCCCAUAAGAAGGAGCGAGAUGUUGAUUUCAUGGAUGGCCAACUGUGUGAUAAUGUCGAAAUGAAGAAAGAAGAUUGGAUGUGUACCAAAUGCAACUUUAUGAACUUCUCAAAAAAUAAAAGAUGUCAAAAAUGUGGUGAACAAAGUGCGAAGAAGGAUGGUGAUAACAAUAUUGAAGCUAAGAAAGGAGAUUGGAUAUGCUCUGACUGUGAAUUCGUGAAUUUUUCUAGAAAUAUAAAAUGCCUAAAGUGCAAAGCAGAGGGCCCAAAGAGGCCCGGUGUAGAUGAUGUGAAAAUGAAGAAGGGAGAUUGGAAUUGCAACAGCUGUGGGUUCAUGAAUUUUGCUAGCAAUAAGACAUGCUUACGUUGCCGAGAUCCACGCCCUGAAAGAAAGACUGGAGAGUGGAACUGCCCAUCGUGUGACUUCCUGAAUUUCAGUAAGAAUAAAGUCUGCCUAAAGUGCAAUUGUGUGCGCCCCAAAAUAAUGGCCGGAGAGUGGCACUGCCCAUCGUGUGACUUUUUGAAUUUCAGUAGGAAUAAAGACUGCAUCAAGUGUAAAUGUAAGGCGCCCCAAGGAAGCAACAACCGAAUAUGAAGAACAGAUAUGGAAAAGCCCUUGUUAAGUUAUUAGUAGAUAGAGGAUGCAUGAUGCAGGAGGAUCUGAAUAGUAAAAUAUGGAUAUGUUGCAUUCACAUCACCUGGAAAGCCUGACUUGUAUAUUUAUGGAUAAGAUGGACUUGUGCAGGCCCAAGAAAAGGUCUGAUUGUGCCAAAUGACCUGUUUAACGGAAACAAACAUAACUUUUAAUCUAA